Molecule: messenger RNA, 675 nt
Organism: Dovyalis caffra
Lineage: Eukaryota; Viridiplantae; Streptophyta; Magnoliopsida; Malpighiales; Salicaceae
Source: the annotation of a GenBank genome assembly
AUGAUCUCCCUCUGCUCUAGUUACACUGUAUUCGGACAAAAUCCCAAUCCCACAAAACGACAACCAAAGGACUUGAUGUUGAAGGUUUUGAACAACCUUGACGCACGCAGCGUGGCACUAUGUCUCGUCGUCUCUCGUACCUGGAACCUUGUUGCCUCUAGUGAUCUUCUCUGGACCUCCAAGUGUGAGGAAUUGUGGAAUGGGAAGGCACACAUACCGCGCUUGUCUCUUGUCCGGGGAAUUUCUAAGCUGGAUGCUUAUUCACUAUCUGUCAUGGAUGGAAAACGUAAUCGUAUCGUGAAGGAUGAUCUGUGUGAUCAUGUUUGGGAGUUUCAUUUUACCAAGGCGGCUCCAGAAUACUGGCGCAAUCUUGAUCCCUACUGGAGAGGCAAUGGCCCUCCGAUGCACCGCUACUUUCAUCCAGAUGGGAGCCAAACUGCAGAUCCUGGUGACAAGGUCUGGGGUGGUCAUGAAUGCUGUUAUUCCAUUGUGACUAGUAUUAUUGGUGAAGGAAAGAUCAGGGAACACUACGUACGGAUAAACCGGUGGCUUCCUCUCACCGUGUUCAGAAAACAGGACUGGAGCUGGGAAAUGUCGAACAACCUCUACUGUUACUCCAGCGUUCCAGAUGCCUACAAGGAAGGAGGAACAGGUCCCCUCUUUUUGGUUAUGUAA